Hyaloscypha bicolor E is the source of this 1052-nucleotide messenger RNA. RefSeq names its product kinase-like protein. The transcript is spliced from 2 exons. NCBI's taxonomy places the organism in Eukaryota, Fungi, Ascomycota, Leotiomycetes, Helotiales, Hyaloscyphaceae. The record is from RefSeq and is a predicted model, not a curated record. The coding region runs from base 6 to 854 and encodes 282 amino acids.
CUACUAUGGGUCCUUCAAGCCCAGAGAUCAGUGUACAUAUCAAAGCGCCUGACUUCGAGCUCAUCACCCCCGAAGCUGCGUCCCGCAUGCCCCAGGAACGCGUAUUCUUGCGUGGCGGCGUCAAGAUCGUGAAAAUCUCGCCGACCAUGGUUAUGAAGUACGGAGAUAGCGUGCAUAUGAGCGAAGCCAGGACGCUGGAGUUCGUACGGCAUCACACAUUGAUUCCGGUACCGCGGGUCUACGCCGCGUACACACAUGGGCCAUUCGAGGAGCGAGAUGAGGAGUGGGCUUCAAAAUAUGAUACCUACAUUUUUCUAGAUUUUGUGGAGGGUCAAACUUUGGAGAAAGAAUGGGUUAAUUUGGGCGACGACGAGAAGUCAUGUGUAAUGCACGAGCUUCAAGGUUACCUGGAACAGUUGCGAGCUGUGCCGGGAGGUACUUAUAUUGGAUCUAUUAACAACAGCCCGGUAAUGGAUGUUAUUCUGGAGUAUCAGCCCAAUAAAGGUCCCUUUCCAUCCGAAGACGACUUUAACGCUACCCUUAUCGAUGCCUAUUGUACUACCCAUAAGGGCCACGUAAAGCCUUAUAUAACAGGCAUGCUAGUCGCACACAAACACAAGAUUGUCUUUACACAUGCGGAUUUCCAGCCAGAUAAUAUUAUAAUAAAGGAUGGCCACGUGAAGGGGAUUAUUGAUUGGGAAAUGGCAGGAUGGUAUCCAGAGCACUGGGAGUUCGUAAAGGCGUUCUAUAUUUGUGACUGGCGGAAUGAUUGGGGGACGCGACUACUUGGUGCAAUAAAGCCGUAUUAUUGCGAGCAACUUGGUCAUGCACGAUUGACCCAAAUCUUAUUCUAGUUGAACCUGGAAAAAAGAUUGGCACUGGGCAGAGCACUCCUAUGGGGUUUCUUUUGUUGCUUUGGAGUUAUGAAAUAAGAUGAUAUACUGAACGGCGCUAAAUUAGCGGAUUCACGCUGGUUUCUCACCUCACUGUCUCGCGGCCGAGCACCCCGCGUUCCAUGAAACAAUCGACGCAUCACGACGCGGUGUUCUGAC